Messenger RNA from Drosophila hydei, 868 nucleotides. RefSeq lists its product as uncharacterized. The record is from RefSeq and is a predicted model, not a curated record. NCBI's taxonomy places the organism in Eukaryota, Metazoa, Arthropoda, Insecta, Diptera, Drosophilidae. The transcript is spliced from 2 exons. Bases 96 to 674 code for a protein of 192 amino acids.
CGUUAUUUAUUUUUGACCUUUCGAUUUAUAUAUGUUAUAUAAAUAAUAAUAUACAUUUUGUUGUUUUGUUUUUGUCAACGGUAUUUUUACUUGCGAUGGAUAAAAAGCAUGUCUCUUGUAUGAAUAUGCAUAGCAAUCGGAGCGUUAAACUGUUAAUAGAGAAAUUUGAAGGCUUGGGAGAGCGCAAGGUUCAAAUGCCAGGCAAGAGGCAGGACUGGCAUAUACAAGAGGUGAGGGGACGCGUGGCCGAAACGGUGGCCAAAUUUGAGCACAGCAGCUUCCUGGGUCAUCGUUUACUGGAUGCGCGGUUCCAGCAUAAUUGCAACGACCAGGCCACAGAGCGUUGGCUGGCCGAACUGAAGCGAAGGAUGCUCAGUCAAGUUGCCCAACCGUCGCACCUGAAGCUAUUAAAUGUGAAGCAUUCGAAGCUAGCGGCACGAGAGAAUGAGCCGGAUUUAAUGGGGCAUGAACUAUUGGACGAGCACGCGGUAUUGCCGCCCCUGUCCGUCACAAUGGACGGAGCGAAAUCGAAGCUUUUUUUAGCAAUGCAAUGCUCGGACACCAGUGCAUUUGCCUCAAAUAUGGAGCUGCCACCGAUACCCAGCUUCAACAGCUUCGAUUUCUGUGAUGAGGAAUGCCUCUACGUGCGGCCAAGCCUUAGCUGCAAUUGGUAAAUCGUUCGCUCACGUCUGGUGUCGCAUCCAGCCGAUCGAUCGGUGCGUCGUCGAGUGCUCCACUUUCAUGCACGAGCAGUUCCCAAACAUACAGUCCGGUACAUAGUCCACAAUUAUGACUUGCCUCAAGGUUCGAUGAAAAGCAAAAGGUCACUACUGGGGGACGAUAAAUCAAUUUCUAUGUGCGUCUCGUA